Trichomonas vaginalis G3 is the source of this 687-nucleotide messenger RNA. RefSeq lists its product as uncharacterized. The record is from RefSeq and is a predicted model, not a curated record. The transcript has a single exon. The coding region runs from base 1 to 687 and encodes 228 amino acids. NCBI's taxonomy places the organism in Eukaryota, Parabasalia, Trichomonadida, Trichomonadidae.
AUGGUUCUACUCCUCUUAGUAGUGCACAACAACAGCUCAGACCCAGCAAUGGUACAUCUCCUCUUAGUAGUGCACAACAACAGCUCAGACCCAGCAAUGGUACAUCUCCUCUUAGUAGUGCACAACAACAGCUCAGACCCAGCAAUGGUACAUCUCCUCUUAGUAGUGCACAACAACAGCUCAGACCCAGCAAUGGUACAUCUCCUCUUAGUAGUGCACAACAACAGCUCAGACCCAGCAAUGGUACAUCUCCUCUUAGUAGUGCACAACAACAGCUCAGACCCAGCAAUGGUACAUCUCCUCUUAGUAGUGCACAACAACAGCUCAGACCCAGCAAUGGUACAUCUCCUCUUAGUAGUGCACAACAACAGCUCAGACCCAGCAAUGGUACAUCUCCUCUUAGUAGUGCACAACAGUUUAAUCCUCAAGCCACUCCUUCAAACCAAUCAUCUGGUACAUACAAUCAAAUUGAUCCUAAUCCCAUCAGUUCCGAUCAAUCAAGUCAACGUGCCAAUCCUCCUAAUCCUCAAUCUCGUCCGCACGACCAGUUUGUUGAUAUUCCACUUUCCCGUGGUAGACCCAAACAACCAGUUCCUGAUGAUCUCAUGCAGGCCAUUCUCAAUUUAUUCGAACAACAUGGGCGACAUGGUAUCAUCCCCACUUACCUUAGGCUUAAUAAAGAUAUAG